Molecule: messenger RNA, 850 nt
Organism: Pungitius pungitius (ninespine stickleback)
Lineage: Eukaryota; Metazoa; Chordata; Actinopteri; Perciformes; Gasterosteidae
Gene: haus2
Product: HAUS augmin like complex subunit 2
Exons: 6
Coding region: 140-784 (214 amino acids)
Biological process (GO): microtubule nucleation; centrosome cycle; spindle assembly
Cellular component (GO): HAUS complex; centrosome; mitotic spindle microtubule
Source: RefSeq, a predicted model, not a curated record
ACCAGCGGGGGCGCUAACGGGCCAAUUCCAUGUCUACCAGGAAGAAGAAGAAGAAGAAGAAGAAGAAGAAGAAGGGGUUGAGCGCGCGCUCUGUUGGAUCCCGGUGAGGUCUGCGGGAGGAAGUCCCGGUGAAUUAACGAUGCAGUGGAACUCGUCUCUUCUCUCUGUGACUCCAGCUGUGAGCUUCUUAUCCAGAUGUGUCUCCAGAGAGAUUUUGUCUCAGGAGGAAAUAGACUCCGCCUCCUCUGGGCUAAGCCCCGCCUUCUCCUCCCAGCUGCACAUGGCUGAGCAGCGAAUCAGAACGCAGCGACAGCUGGAACAGAUGCAGCUGCAGGUGGAGCUGCUGCAGGUGGAGCAGCGCAGCGCCGACGUGUCUCACAGCUUCUACCUCGCGCCCAGGUUCCAGGUGCUGCAGACGUUCUGCGCUCACCUGCAGCACCUCCUGAAGGAGCAGAGCGCUCUGAGGCGGAGGCUGGCGAGGCCGCUGGGCCGCACCAACCUGCCGCUCCGGGUCCACCUGCACAGGUCUCUGGUGGAGCUGGUGCAGCUGCUGCUGGACUUCAUGGACACGCUGGAGGAGAAGCUGGACGCAGUCCGCCGUGGUCCGGCCCUGGGGGAGGAGCUGGCUCAGCUGGUGGGUCACAUGACGUCAUGGCGCCAUGACCCUGUGAGGUCAUCGUUGACUCUCUCUCUGCUUCAGGACUCUGCUGUCACUCAGCUGCUGGCCCACGUGGUGGAGGUGGAGGGUUUGUCCAGUCGGGUUCUCCAGAGGGAUGACCUCUGACCUCUGGACGAUGACAUCAUCUUUGGACUUGUUUUGAUAAUAAAAUGUGACUUUGGUUUAAUUCAA